Trichomonas vaginalis G3 is the source of this 1023-nucleotide messenger RNA. Its product is annotated as hippo signaling. The record is from RefSeq and is a predicted model, not a curated record. Bases 1 to 1023 code for a protein of 340 amino acids. The transcript has a single exon. NCBI's taxonomy places the organism in Eukaryota, Parabasalia, Trichomonadida, Trichomonadidae. Gene Ontology annotation, molecular function: ATP binding; protein kinase activity. Gene Ontology annotation, biological process: protein phosphorylation; regulation of MAPK cascade; intracellular signal transduction.
AUGAAAAUUAGUAAACCAGUCGCAGUUACCCACAAUCUCCAUGUUGAUAGAGAUAUGAAAUGGACAUUCGAUCCAUCUGUUAAGCCAGAGGAUAAUUUCCAGAUUAUCCGUGAAAUCGGGCGAGGCGGAUUUGGAGCAGUUUAUGAAAUGCUUCAUACUCAAUCUGGAUACAGGCUUGCCGGUAAGGUCGUCAAUGAAGAAUCCAUGAGCUCUAGUGCAAAACAGUCUCUUCUCAAAGAAAUCGACUUACUCAAAAAGAUUAACAGCCCAUAUACAGUUCAAUAUUUUGGAAAUAUUAUUUUCAACAAACAACAGAUGAUUCUUAUGGAGUACUGUGAUAGAGGAUCCUUUAGAGACAUGAUUGACUACAGAAACCUUUGCUUAACUGAAAAGCAAGCUGCCAUUGUAAUCAAGGAUGUCCUCAGUGGCAUUCUCAUUUUGCAUACGAAGCACAAAGUUCUCCAUCGCGAUAUUAAAGCAGCAAAUAUUCUUUUGAUGUCAGACGGCGGCAUCCGACUUACAGACUUUGGAAUUUCUCGUGACUUUUCAGGAGGAACAUUAAAUACAAUGUCAUCUAUAGGUACUCCUUACUGGAUGGCUCCAGAAGUUAUUAAUUCUCAGCCAUAUAGCUAUCCAGCUGAUAUUUGGUCAAUUGGUGCCACAACAAUCGAACUUGUAGAAGGUGCUCCGCCAUAUUGCGAGCUCGAACCAACAAAAGCUAUGAUGAAUAUUGCGGCUCAUGGAUUCCCAGGAUUCAGAGCUCCUCGUGCUGUUACAAAAGAAUUCAAGGACUUCAUCGCUCACACAAUGAGCAAAGAUCCAAAGAACCGUUGCACAAUUCCUCAACUUUUGAAGCAUCCAUGGAUUCAACAAGUUGACACUCUCAACCGCGUUGAAGUCAUGAAGCCACUUACAAGUACAAUCAUUGAUCUCAAGGCUCUCAAGGAAAUGAUUGGCGCUCCUUCAACAGAUGAAGGCACACGCAUCAUUACUACAGCUAGAAAUACACUUCGUAGAUAUUAA